Molecule: messenger RNA, 558 nt
Organism: Knipowitschia caucasica
Lineage: Eukaryota; Metazoa; Chordata; Actinopteri; Gobiiformes; Gobiidae
Source: the annotation of a GenBank genome assembly
AUGUGGAGCCUGAGGCCGGGAACAGAGCACUCCGCGGACGCUGACCUUAUUACAGGCGAGAUCACGAACCCGAGCUCUGGUUCAAUCCCCGAAACCCCGUUACCUGGGAAACCGUCUGACCGGCGCCUCGAGGGCUCCCGUGAAUGGAGUGACUUCACGGGGCCGGCGCCAGAGAGUCUGCCCCAAGACAUAGCACGAGGACAGGAGCGGGGACGCGCGGCUCGUUCUCUGCGCAUGCUCGACUUGGGGAUCUCCCGGAGCAAGACCCCCGUGGACGACCCAUUGAGUCUGCUCUACAACAUGAACGACUGCUACUCCAAACUGAAGGAGCUGGUGCCGAGCAUACCCCCGAACAAGAGCGUCAGCAGGAUGGAAAUCCUCCAGCACGUUAUAGACUACAUCCUGGACCUGCAGAUCGCUCUGGACUCGAGUGUUGUGCUGUCACGGACCCGGACCCCGCUGACCGCGCUCAACGCAGACAUCAGCAUCUUGUCACUACAGUCUCCGGAGUUCCCACCAGAGCUGACGGCAGAUGACAGGCGGACCCUACAUCGUUAA